UCAUGUGACGUGUUAAUGCCCAGAGAUUUUCUGCCAGGCUACGUCUGCUCCCUCCCACCUCCCUCCCUGCUGUUGUGCUCUCUGCUUCCUCAGGAUCUAUUGUUAGUGGGUUGUGCUGAGAGCGGACUGUUGAGGGGUUUGUUUUGGUGGGGGGGGGGCUCUGUCAGCAGACAUGGCUGCAUCUCUGCCUGCCAGCAUGAGCCCGGUGGAACUGCUGGACAAGAACUGAGCCCCAUUCAGCUGCAGAAGCUUUCAGCAGCAGCACAUCCCGACCUGCAGGACGUCCGCUUGGACAUGAACGGAAAAGUCAUCACUGCUGCCGCCAGGAUCAGUCACUCUAAAAGUGCCAGUAUGGUAUCAGAGGACUCUGCAGGUUCCCAGUCUUGGAUCUGUUUACCCAGCACAUCCGAUGUGGAACCUCCAUCUAUGAAGAUGUCUCGUACUCCCAAAAAGACAGCUACUUUUGGAAAACGCUCCAACUCUCUGCGCAGGAAUCCCGCCGCAGUGGUCACCAAACAGGGCUGGCUGUUCAAGCAGGCCAGCAGUGGAGUGAAAGGGUGGAACAAACGCUGGUUUGUUCUCACUGACAGAUGUCUCUUCUACUAUAAAGAUGACAAAGAGGACACGGUGUUGGGCAGUUUGCCUCUGUUAAGUUUUCGGAUCAGACGAGUGGAGUCUUCGGACAACAUCACCCGCAAGUUUGCUUUUAAGGUCUGGUCAGAGAAAGAGGAGGAGGGUGACGAUGGGGAGCUGAAUGCAGCUGCUGUGUCUUGCAUGCAGGCAAAGCACGCUGGCACCAGGACAUACUUUUUCAGCGCGGACAGCCAUGAGGAUCAGGAGGCUUGGAUCCGAGCCAUGAGUGAAGCUGCAGACGUCAGCGACCCCCCCACUCAGAGAACAAAGCCAGAACCCACAGAAGAGCCAAAGCAGGUUUUGGAGCCACAAAUACAGAACUCAGCUGACAGUGAACAGGUCCCCCCUUCUAAGAUGAAUGGGGUCAGCAGUCCAGAGUCAACGCCAACUAACCAGGAGGAGCCGAGGUGUGACCAAGGAGAAAGACCAGUAACAGAAGCAGGUGGAGAUGACGGAGCAGCACCUUCUCAAAGAGCGGUUUCGAAUCACAACCCCCAACAAAGGACAAAUCCUGCUCCAGUCAGUACAAAUAAUCAGAGCAGCAGAAACAAUCCUACCCCCUCAAGAGCACACAGUGGACAGCAGCGACACCCAGAGGGUGGUCCACCCCAUGACCCCAAAAAUCAGCAGGAGAAUGUGGUACUUCGGAGGGGUUUUUUGACUCGGGCAAUACCAGAGCGGGAGGCACAGAGGAAGAGCUCCAUGGCGCAGCUGCAGCAGUGGGUAAACCAGCGUCGAAGUGGGACCUCACAGGACGACGUCAGCAGUCCAUCCCAUUAUUACUCAACGAACAGGGGAAUCCCAAUGGAACAUUACAGACACUCCAUGGGUUCCCAGUUUUUGGAUGAGUACCCCCUCUACUCAGCCAGUCUGCGCCCAGAAAGCAUCUGCUCUGUCUCUGCUGUGGGAGCCUACGACCGACACUGGACUCUGGAGCGACGGUCACUGAGGGACGGUCCGCCACUCUACAGAGACUCCUGGGGUCCACAGCAGUUCGCUGGAAUGGAAAAGUCCAUGAGGCGUCUGUCCAUUCAGCCACGUUCCCGGUCCGUGCCAAGAUCCCCGUCCUUGUCAUCGGGUGGUCCUUACUCACCGGUGCCGCCUAACUUUGCCUCUCCGGCCCGAUCACCGUCUGUGCAUUUUGAGCGUUUUCCAGGCAAGAGGGAGGAUGUGAUCUACGCCGACCCAUUUUCUUACAGCCUGAGAAGGUCCAUCAGCUCCCCCAAGUAUGUCUACCCUGGUGAAAGGAGAUCCUUCAGUCAAGGGGUAUACCACCACAACUACCCUAUGUCCCCUUCCCUCCACAUGAAAACGGAGGACAUGCUGGACCUCCAGCUCCAGCGCAACCUGGACUACCUGGACCAGCAGGUUCCUCCGUUCCAUGACAUCUACAGCAGAGAACUUCAUCCGACACUGAAGCUUAACGAGAUUGAAACCAGUAAACUUCUAGGCCGACUGUGUGAGCAAAGACGGAUGCUGAAAGACCAGGAGGCCUUGGUGCACAGAUUACGCAUGGAUAAGGACAACCUUGAGGACGAACUAGUGGCGAUUCAUCAGGAGAUGGAGCUCUACCACAACCAACCAAUAAUUAUGGAGAAGCUCCAAUUCAAAAAAGAGGCUUGGCAGAACCAACUCAUCAACUUGAGAGGAGAACUCUCCCAAGCCUCCAGUGCUUUGACCACAAUGCGCAUGGAGUUUGAAGCUUUAGAGGAUGAAGCCAACGCCAUCCAUGGAGACUUAUGGGAACAAUUGAAUGCUGGAGGACAGAGUGAACUUGUUCGUAGACACAUCCAGAAAGAGUUUUGGCGAGUCCAGGAUGUCCUAGAGGGACUUCACAAAAACCACUCAUCCAGAGGCACUGACACAGCCAAGCACAGAGUGGCCAGCGGUGCAUCCGGUUCUUUUAGCACCAAUAGUCCUGCCAGUCCCCUGAGCUCAGUAAGCCUUACCAGUCCACUCAGCCCCUUCUCCCCAGUGCAAGGUUGCCAGGCCUCCCCCACCAAACAACUGGGCCCGGAGGAAAGUGUUCCCCCAAGGCCUCCUCUGCCCAAGUCCUAUUACCCACUGGAGCCCUCCCUUACCUUCCCCCCCUCUGUCCCUCCCCUACCUCUUGACAGCACCGCUUGGCUGCACAGCUUGGGCAUGGAUGAAAGUUACCUUGACCAUGAAGACUCUUGCAUCAGACAGGCCAGGACAGGAGAACAAAGUAGUCUGAGAGAUGUUCAGGACCAGGUUCAGGACAAACAAUCCACAAACAAAGUUGGCAUUGUACCUCCAAGAACCAAGUCUCCCGCUGAAGAAACUCACAGAAGCUCUGCUGAAGUGCCCCGGCACAUCUCCAAGGACCGCCCAAAGAGUGCAGUGUUUCCUGCAGAAUUAAGGUCCAAGAUGAGCCUAGAGGAGCAGAACGAGCGAAUUCGUCGCAACAUGAGCAGCUCCAUGAGAGACAAGAGGCGGAGCCUAAAUCUUUCUGCUGGCCCGCUUCCACCUAACUUCAAAGUGGUUCGAAGGCGAGUAACAGCUCAUGAAAUUGACAUUAAGGACUUGGAGGCAGCAGUUCGUGAUGACAACCAAGAGUCACCGUGGGAAGAGAUUGCUCGGCUCAGACGGUUGCAGAAUGAAGGGAUGCAUGACAGCAGAGAGAUGUCACCUCAAGACCAACCCAUAAUCCCAGAGAGCCUCCUGGAUCCAGAGAAUGAGACUCCUCUGAGCCCAGAGGAGCAGAAAGAGAAGCAGAAGAAGUUGGAUCGGAUCAAGACUCUUAUAGCCAAAUCAAACCUGCAGAACGUGGUUCCAGUUUUGGAUGGCCCAGUGGAGGGUGGAGCUUCAGCCAGCUCACAGCACCAGCUGCUGGAACAAGAGAAGCGGAUUGAGAUUACGUGCGCUCUGGCAGCUGAGGCUUCUCGUCGUAGCCGUUUUCUGUCCGCCCAGUGUGCCUCCAGCCCCCCUAUGUCACCGAGCAGCCUGGUUCCUCCCCAUCCUCCAGUGACUUCUUUAACCCUGCACACAUCCUGAAAGUGUAAGACGCACAGCUCUGGCAGCGGUGAAGUUUGAUGGAGCAUCUUUCUGAGGAUUCACAGGAACAUUUUAAUGGGAGGGAGCAUUCAAAGUGAUUGGAGGCAAGAGAAUGCGCCCCCUCAGCUUGAGGAUCUAACCCAUGUAGCACAAAGGCAUCAGACCUCUUCCUGCCAAGUUGUGUCAUCAUCUUUAGUUUAGCUCAGGACAAAUUCUUCUGAACCUGCUGGCGCUAUAAUGUUUUACAAUGACAUCGUCAAACUGUGAGCUUACUGUCAACUGCUUUUGGCAUGUUCUGAAACAAUGGAGGGUGUGACUCCAAAGGCAGUGGAGGUGGGGGGGGGGGGCAGGCAUCUGCUCCAGAGUCUCUGCUUCUGCGUUUGGGUCUGAGAGAACAUUUCUGCUUCAAAGUCCGCGUGCCUGAAAUUGUGGAGAAGGAAACCUCUACAAAGAACCUGCUCAUCUUCAUCUGAACUAUGUGACAUAGUGGGGCAGAUCACUGCCUCGGUUAUUGUCUUUGACACAACACGCCCCAUAACAAAAUCACACUGGACUAAGCAGGAGCCUUCCUAACAUCUGUGGAUUUCACUGGAGUUUUGGGUCUCAGAUCUUCUGCAGGGCUGGUCCAGCAGCUGACUCAGAUCAUGCAGUUUCUGCCAGAGUCACAGAAGUGGUAUAAUCUCUUUACAAACUUUGCUAUGUUGAAAUUUCGGGUUUGAAAAUCAUUGUUGUAUGACAUUUUGAUAAGCCAUAGUUAAACACUGGUCAUCUCUCAUUUAAAGUCAUUUUAAAAGGAAGUAUGUCUUUUUUUUAUGAUCCGUUGAUUUUGUGAGAAACAACCAGACAAACAGCAAUCCCUUAAAACAAAGUUUCCUACAUUCUUCCAUGUAACUGCUAUUUUUCACCAUGACAGAAGGACAAGUUAUGAAGCUUUUCCAAUGCGCAGCAAGUCAAGUGUUGGUUACCACAACAACGUCCCCUGCUUUUGUCUGUCUCUAUACAGACCCUACAUUUAAACCUGUCCCCUGUCUUAUAUAUUUGCUUAUAUGAAAAGUUGCUCUUCAAGCUUUCAACUUUUUGGGGGUUUGGUAAAGGUGAAUUCAAUCACUACAGACAGAGGCUUUUUCCUCAGUUAUUACAGAAAAAAGAUCAGUAGCCCCUGUAGCCCCUCUGCAGCAGGUAAAUAAAGCCUCAAAUAUAGCUCCAGUGUGACGUUUCAGUCCCAUUGCAGGAUGAGCACAUUCAUGUCAUUUGGGGUGUCACACAGUGCCUGUUCCAGAUGCUUCCAAGUGUAAAUGCUUGUCACACAUCCAAACAUAACGGUAGCUGAACCUGAAGGCGCGGGAUUAAGGCAGGCUCUCAGCUGCAUCUGCUUGAGGAGUAAACCUCCCGUUCAGCAAAAGCUGUUUUUUCCACUUAAUGCUUCAUUUUUUCUGAUCUCCAGCCAAUUACUUAAAACAGAAGCUCACAGCCCUUCAUAUCAACUUAAAUUGCCCUUGUGAGACACAACUGAAACUACACACAGCUGUAGCUCAUAAGCCACAAAGAAAUUAGGCACAGAUGGAGUUUUACCAGUUGCUUUUUGUAAAAGUCAGGGUUGUACCAAGUAAACUGUGCUGACACAAAGAUUUAUCAAAACCCUAUUCUGAGUUAACCAUUUAAGAAAAUGUAUCACCUGCACAAAAUAAUCCUAAAAUGCAAAAAGGAAAUGAGGAUUUGUGGGAAUAUUUUUUGGUUUUCCUAUUUUAAAGCACUUUUUUUUAAAAGAAGGUAAUACUUUAAAAGGAAUCAAUCUGCUAUUUGUUAUGUGAUUGAUAAUGAUGUUAAUGUUCUUGAAUAUUUUUAAAAAGUAAAAACAUAUUUGUCUUUUUAAUUGUUCUUAAAUAGCUUUGGUAGCAGUAAAAAUACACCCAUUGGACGGAUGUUUGGAUGAAUGGUUAGAUAGACAAAUGGAUUGAUGGAAGUAUAUAUUGAUAGAUAGAUAAAUUGUAGGGUGAUGGGUGAAUGACGGAUGGAAGACAGAGAUUUCAUUUGAUUAAGGCAGCCUUCUGGUGUUCAGGAUCUGACUUUAGACGUAGCUUUUGUACAUGAUGAAAGAAGAUUCCUCUUCAUUAGCUUUAGUGUUUGUCUAUAAGUUUUGCCUUUACUCACUCUGUUAUCCGUUGGGUUUAAUGUUAGACUAUGCAAGAUUUGCUUGCUGUCAGAAAACUGCAAUAAAUUGAAUGUAUGAAAUUAAGAUGUUCCAUAGAUGUGAAUGAGUCAGGUCUGUGUUUUUGAGUCAGUCUGAAGGAUUCUGUACCACUGACCCUUUCAAGUUUGCUCAUGAUUGAGUUCCUUGCUGGACGUGCAGCUGCGAAUUACAGAAAAUCCACCAGCUUUGAUGCUCUCCAUUUUUUCUUUUAUUUAAAAAUGUGUAAACCGUUAAAGUAAAAAGACACAGUGAACGCUACCUCGUCAAAAGUUGAAAUAAACAUGGUACCAUCAAUAUCCUCAUCAUUUUACCUCCAACGCCUCUCUACAUGCAGUAAUAAACAGUGCAGGUCAGCAAUGUCACCCAGAGUAAUUAAUAAGGAAACUUGCUGUUUUUAAAGCAAGCAGGUUUCUUAAUUAUGAAUUUCUUUUGUUUUGUUUUUUAACGUGAAAACACUGUUAAUGCAUUUCUGCAUGCAAAUUGGUUUAGAAAGGUUAAAUGACAAAAAGAAAAAGAAACAUGCACACCCUGUGGUUUUAGGGGCCAAAAAGGGGUUAUUGUACAUUUGAAUAUGACUCUUGUUAUGCAGGCUCAAAGCCCUUCAGUAAAAACAGUUUACUGCACGAUAAUUUUAGUGACUAAAAUUCCAGUCUAUUGUUUGUCCAGUUUGAGUCAAGUUAUAGGCUUUUUGUAUGUGAUCUCCAGAGUUUUGCAAACUCUGCUUAAACGCUAUCUGUUUUUAAUACCAUAAUUUUCAAUGAAUUAAAGCCUUGAUGCUGCUGCACCCAU
Molecule: messenger RNA, 6628 nt
Organism: Oryzias latipes (Japanese medaka)
Lineage: Eukaryota; Metazoa; Chordata; Actinopteri; Beloniformes; Adrianichthyidae
Gene: plekha6
Product: pleckstrin homology domain containing, family A member 6
Source: RefSeq, a predicted model, not a curated record